GGUUGAAAGUAGCGGGUGGCUCCCAAAGCUGGUCGCAGGAAUAAGGCGUUCUCUUUGUCGCACGAAUGGCGAGGCUCGCUGGAGCCGGUAGUUGAGGCGCUGAGGGAAGCUGUAGUGCCAGUGUUCGAGGAUUCGCCUGGAAAGAAAAAUACUGAUGUGAGCACUGAUUGGAAGCCUCCUGUACCCCCAACCGGGGAUCUACCAGGGAACAAACCUACAACCUGGUACAUUUAAAGUUGAAGUUUGCCGCUAAAGAUGGCAGACCCCGAUGUCCUCACCGAGGUUCCUGCAUCAUUGAAGAGGUUAGCCAAGUAUGUGAUCCGGGGUUUCUAUGGCAUUGAGCAUGCUUUGGCCUUGGACAUCUUGAUCCGGAACCCUUGUGUGAAAGAGGAGGAUAUGUUGGAGCUGCUCAAGUUUGAUCGGAAGCAGCUUCGUUCAGUUUUGAAUAAUUUAAAGGGAGACAAGUUCAUCAAAUGCAGAAUGAGAGUGGAGACUGCUGCAGAUGGGAAAACCACUCGCCAUAACUACUACUUUAUCAAUUAUCGUACUCUUGUUAAUGUGGUAAAAUAUAAAUUGGACCACAUGAGAAGGAGGAUUGAAACUGAUGAGAGAGAUUCCACCAACCGGGCUUCCUUCAAAUGUCCUGUCUGUUCUAAUACUUUUACAGAUUUAGAAGCUAAUCAGCUAUUUGAUCCCAGGACAGGAACUUUCCGCUGCACUUUUUGCAAUACAGAGGUAGAAGAAGAUGAAUCAGCAAUGCCCAAAAAAGAUGCACGCACACUUUUGGCAAGGUUUAAUGAACAAAUUGAGCCCAUUUAUGCUUUGCUUCGGGAAACAGAGGAUGUGAACUUGGCCUAUGAAAUACUUGAGCCAGAACCCACAGAAAUACCAGCCCUGAAACAGAGCAAAGACCGUGCAGCAACUACUGCUGGAGCUGCUGGCCUGUCAAGUGGGCACCACCGGGAAGCAUGGGCUACCAAAGGUCCCUCCUAUGAGGACUUAUAUACUCAGAAUGUUGUCAUUAACAUGGAUGACCAAGAAGAUCUUCAUCGAGCCUCACUGGAGGGGAAAUCUGCCAAAGAGAGACCCAUUUGGUUGAGAGAGAGCACUGUCCAAGGAGCAUUUGGUCCUGAAGAGAUGAAGGAAGGUGGCUUAGAUAUAGAUGCAUUUCAAGAUCGUGAGGAAGGCCGUGCAGGGCUGGAUGAUAACGAGGAGGUUAUGCGAGCCCUGCUCAUUCAUGAGAAGAAGACCCCCUCUGCUACCGCUGGCUCCGUGGGGGCGGCUGCUCCUGUGACCACUGCCAAUGGCAGUGACUCAGAGAGUGAGACCAGUGAGUCAGACGAUGACUCCCCACCUCGUCCAGCUGCUGUGGCCGCACAUCACCGAGAGGAUGACGAGGAGGACGACGAGUUUGAGGAAGUAGCAGAUGACCCCAUUGCUAUGGUGGCUGGUCGUCCAUUCUCAUACAGCGAAGUGAGCCAGCGGCCAGAGCUGGUGGCACAGAUGACACCAGAGGAGAAGGAAGCGUACAUAGCAAUGGGACAACGCAUGUUUGAGGACCUCUUUGAAUGAUCUGUCCCUACAUUUUCCUCCUUUCUCUAAAGCUCAUUUCAAAAAGAAAGUACCUACCUUUGAAGAAAAGUAUUUAAGUGGCUUUCUGCCCUUCUUGAUGUAAGGCGAUUUUUAAUCUUGCGCAAAAAAAAAAAAAACACUGGGAGAGAAAGAUUGAUUUUUAUGACAGAAACUUUCCCAAAAGGUAGGUUGGCUA
Myotis myotis is the source of this 1768-nucleotide messenger RNA. It is a transcript of the gene GTF2E1, whose product is annotated as general transcription factor IIE subunit 1. NCBI's taxonomy places the organism in Eukaryota, Metazoa, Chordata, Mammalia, Chiroptera, Vespertilionidae. The coding region runs from base 256 to 1572 and encodes 438 amino acids. Gene Ontology annotation, cellular component: transcription factor TFIIE complex. The record is from RefSeq and is a predicted model, not a curated record. Gene Ontology annotation, biological process: transcription open complex formation at RNA polymerase II promoter; transcription initiation at RNA polymerase II promoter. The transcript is spliced from 6 exons.